This is a messenger RNA of Trifolium pratense (red clover), 544 nucleotides long. RefSeq names its product L-tryptophan--pyruvate aminotransferase 1-like. Gene Ontology annotation, biological process: amino acid metabolic process. NCBI's taxonomy places the organism in Eukaryota, Viridiplantae, Streptophyta, Magnoliopsida, Fabales, Fabaceae. The transcript is spliced from 2 exons. The record is from RefSeq and is a predicted model, not a curated record. Gene Ontology annotation, molecular function: transaminase activity; carbon-sulfur lyase activity. Bases 29 to 484 code for a protein of 151 amino acids.
UGUAAAGGACAUUGAAGUUGCUAAAAAGAUGAUAAGAUUCACACAGUUAAACUCCAUUGGCGUGUCAAGAGAAUCCCAAAUUCGAGCUGCUAAGAUGAUUGGAGUGAUUUGUGAUGGUUACAAAAAUUUAAAGUCCAUUGAAUCUGAUCACCUCUUUUUUGAUUAUUGCAAAAGACUCAUGAAAGAAAGGUGGGAGAAAUUUAAGACAGCUAUUGAGAAAAGCAAGGUUUUUACCUUGACCAAAUACCCAACUUCCUAUUGUCACUUCAACAAGGACUUAUCUGAGCAAUACCCAGCUUUUGCUUGGUUGAAGUGCGUGGAGGGGAUAAAAGACGGCGAGAGUUAUUUGGAAAACUUGAAGAUUCGUACAAGAGGAGGGGAGAGAUUUGGUGUCAGUUCAAAGUAUGUUAGGGUUAGCAUGAUUGGUACAGAUGAUGAGUUCAAUGAAUUAUGUACAAGAUUGUCAAAUGCUAAAAGAGAAUGAUGUUGGAACCUUCAAAAAAUGUCGUAUGUAUCGUUAGCUAGUUAGCAUGAGUUUCAUCAA